Molecule: messenger RNA, 1659 nt
Organism: Trematosphaeria pertusa
Lineage: Eukaryota; Fungi; Ascomycota; Dothideomycetes; Pleosporales; Trematosphaeriaceae
Product: permease of the major facilitator superfamily
Exons: 8
Coding region: 1-1659 (552 amino acids)
Biological process (GO): transmembrane transport
Molecular function (GO): transmembrane transporter activity
Source: RefSeq, a predicted model, not a curated record
AUGGCUGACGAAAAGACGGAGCCUGUUCCAACGACUGACGCACCAAGCAAGUGCUCCACCUCCUCGCCCCUUGACUCCGCAAUCGCGCCCAACUACCCCAAAACCUGGAACCUCGCCAUCAUAACGUUCUCUCUCGCUCUGGGAACAUUUCUAGUUGCGCUCGAUACUUUGAUCGUCGGAAUAGCGAUUCCAACGAUAACAUCGCAGUUUCGCUCGCUGGAUGAUAUCGCAUGGUAUGGAAGCGCGUAUCUUAUUACACUUACGGCUAUUCAACCUUCGUUUGGGAGAGUGUACAAGUUAUAUAGCGCUAAGGCGACAUAUCUUGUGUGUGUGGCGGUCUUUGAAGUCGGCUCCAUUAUCUGCGCUGUCGCUCCAAAAUCAACAGUCUUCAUCCUUGGCCGUGCUAUCGCGGGCUGCGGGGCUGCGGGCCUCUUCCAAGGCGCUCUAAAUAUCAUCACGAAUACGGUACCACUGGAAAAGAGGCCCCUCUAUCUUGGGAUUGUGAUUAGCGUUUGGGGUAUCAGCGUCUGCAUUGGACCUGUGCUUGGGGGUGCAUUCACACAAAACAUCAGUUGGCGAUGGUGUUUCUGGAUUAACGUCCCCAUCGGCGCCGUAACCUUCAUCCUCGUCCUCAUCUUCUUCAAUCCCAGCUUCAAGAACGAGAAACGCCAAUCACAAAGCCUGACACGCCAACUGUCAAAGCUCGACCCAGUUGGCGCUAUAGCAAUCAUUGCAGCUACAGUCUGUUUCUUCCUGGCCCUUCAAUGGGGAGGCCAAUCCCGACCAUGGAACUCUUCAACGGUGAUUGGCCUAUUCGUCGGCUCAGGACUACUUCUUUCCGUGUUCUGUUUUCUGCAGUAUAAGAUGGGCGAAGAUGCUACUACGCCUUUGCGCGUACUGAAGCAGAGAUCCAUUCUUUUCGGGUCGUUGUUUUUGUUUACUAGUGCUAUGCCGGCAUAUGUUUACGGCUACUAUCUCCCAAUCUAUCUCCAAUCAGUCAAAGGCUCUUCACCGACGAAAAGUGGUCUUGAGUUCAUGGCCUUAGCCCUCCCUCAAAUCGUCUUCAUUGUCGUUGCGGGUGCAGUGACUACGCAGUGGGGCUAUUACGUGCCGUACUUAAUAGUAGGAACCGCGAUCCAGAUCGUAGGAUCCGGGCUAUUGAUCACGCUUGAUGCAGACACGUCUACGCUCAAGUGGGCGGCUUACAUGGUGAUUGAGGGGAUUGGGAAUGGGAUUGGCGUCAAUCUUCCGUAUACUGCUAUACAAGUGGUCCUCAGAGAGGAAGACGUUCCAACGGGUAAUGCAAUAGCCCAAUUUGCCUACCAACUGGGAGCCGCAAUCGGUCUUACCAUUGGGCAAACCCUCUUCCUUAACAAACUCACCUCCGAAGUCUCCCGCCGCACGACCGCCGUCUCCCCCGCCGCCGUCAUCGCAGCCGGUGCCCACCAUCUACCCAGCCUUGCUCAGACACCACAGCUCCUCCGUGUUUUACAGCAAGUCUAUGCAACAGCUAUUAAGAAAACUUUGCUAUUUGCAUUGGCAAUGGUGUGCAUUGCUUGGGCAUUUACAUUUGGGGUGGAAAAUUUGAAUAUUAAGAGGAAGGCAAGUAGAAGGGAAGAAAACGAGAAUGAACAGAUACCCGUGGAAGACAGCGUUUGA